This is a messenger RNA of Drosophila albomicans, 719 nucleotides long. RefSeq lists its product as uncharacterized. NCBI's taxonomy places the organism in Eukaryota, Metazoa, Arthropoda, Insecta, Diptera, Drosophilidae. The record is from RefSeq and is a predicted model, not a curated record. The transcript has a single exon. The coding region runs from base 43 to 651 and encodes 202 amino acids.
UUUGUAUGAAAACAACAUUAACCACAUCCAAGCAAUCGAACAAUGUUUAAAUCUCAAAAUAAAGAAGUAACGACGAAAUUCCAAAAUGGACGUAGCAGCUUUUCCUCCCAAACAACCCCGCCAAGAAGCACAUCAACAGCAACUUGUAAAGCCAAGUGUGCCAAAAUAACAGCUAGAGUAAGAUUGCAGCCAUCUGCAAAUCAGUCCAAUGCAAAGAAGGUGGAGCCAAAGUCAACGCAGCACUCAGCCAAACCCGAUCAACAAAAUACACAAAAGUUGCUGAACAAAUCCCCGCCUUCAACUGGACGUAACGUCCAAUUGAAUUCCAAGCUAGGUGGCUCAGCAUCAAAUGGCCGUAAGGGAACUGUUACAGUUAACAAACAUUCUCGUCCCUUUGUGUCCACCACUCGCGUCUUUCGACCUUCCUCCUCCAAAAUCUUCGAUUAUGAUCUAUCCCGGGAAGAGAAACGCCACUUUGUUGACUGCCGCAAUCCCAUGAAGUCUGUACCAAAUGAUGAGCUGCAGUUGCUACGGAAUGGACAUCGUGUCACAUACUUAGAGACGCGCUAUGACCGCUCCCCAGAUAAAAGAUACAACUAUCCCGAAGCAACCAGCUGGCGCUAUGGUUGGUUCCAUCGUACCGGUGUAUAAGCAUUAACUAUAAUUGGUAACUCAAUAGAGCUUUUUAACAUUGAUAAAUAAAUUACAGUUUCCAAGGA